AUGUUGAAAGUGGAACUUAAGAACAAAGAAGGUGGUUACAUCGUGUUAGAAGGUGGUUACAUCGUGUUAGAAGGGGGUUACAUCGUGUUAGAAGGUGGUUACAUCGUGUUAGAAGGUGGUUACAUCGUGUUACAAGGUGGUUACAUCGUGUUAGAAGGUGGUUACAUCGUGUUAGAAGGUAGUUACAUCGUGUUUGAAGGUAGUUACAUCGUGUUAGAAGGUGGUUACAUCGUGUUAGAAGGUGGUUACAUCGUGUUAGAAGGUGGUUACAUCGUGUUUGAAGGUAGUUACAUCGUGUUAGAAGGUAGUUACAUCGUGUUAGAAGGUAGUUACAUCGUGUUAGAAGGUGGUUACAUCGUGUUAGAAGGUGGUUACAUCGUGUUAGAAGGUGGUUACAUCGUGUUAGAAGGGGGUUACAUCGUGUUAGAAGGUGGUUACAUCGUGUUAGAAGGUGGUUACAUCGUGUUAGAAGGUGGUUACAUCGUGUUAGAAGGUGGUUACAUCGUGUUAGAAGGUAGUUACAUCGUGUUAGAAGGUAGUUACAUCGUGUUAGAAGGUGGUUACAUCGUGUUAGAAGGUGGUUACAUCGUGUUAGAAGGUGGUUACAUCGUGUUAGAAGGUGGUUACAUCGUGUUAGAAGGUAGUUACAUCGUGUUAGAAGGUAGUUACAUCGUGUUAGAAGGUGGUUACAUCGUGUUAGAAGGUGGUUACAUCGUGUUAGAAGGUAGUUACAUCGUGUUAGAAGGUAGUUACAUCGUGUUAGAAGGUGGUUACAUCGUGUUAGAAGGUGGUUACAUCGUGUUAGAAGGUGGUUACAUCGUGUUAGAAGGUGGUUACAUCGUGUUAGAAGGUGGUUACAUCGUGUUAGAAGGUGGUUACAUCGUGUUAGAAGGUGGUUACAUCGUGUUAGAAGGUGGUUACAUCGUGUUAGAAGGUGGUUACAUCGUGUUAGAAGGUGGUUACAUCGUGUUAGAAGGUGGUUACAUCGAGUUAGAAGGUGGUUACAUCGAGUUAGAAGGUAGUUACAUCGUGUUAGAAGGUAGUUACAUCGUGUUAGAAGGUGGUUACAUCGUGUUAGAAGGUGGUUACAUCGUGUUAGAAGGUGGUUACAUCGUGUUAGAAGGUGGUUACAUCGUGUUAGAAGGUAGUUACAUCGAGUUAGAAGAUGGUUACAUCGAGUUAGAAGGUGGUUACAUCGAGUUAGAAGGUGGUUACAUCGAGUUAGAAGAUGAAGGUAGUUACAUCGAGUUAGAAGAUGGUUACAUCGAGUUAGAAGGUGGUUACAUCGAGUUAGAAGGUGGUUACAUCGAGUUAGAAGAUGGUUACAUCGAGUUAGAAGGUGGUUACAUCAAGUUAGAAGGUGGUUACAUCGAGUUAGAAGGUGGUUACAUCGAGUUAGAAGGUGGUUACAUCGUGUUAGAAGGUGGUUACAUCGAGUUAGAAGGUGGUUACAUCGUGUUAGAAGGUGGUUACAUCGUGUUAGAAGGUGGUUACAUCGUGUUAGAAGGUGGUUACAUCGUGUUAGAAGGUGGUUACAUCGUGUUAGAAGGUGGUUACAUCGUGUUAGAAGGUGGUUACAUCGUGUUAGAAGGUAGUUACAUCGUGUUAGAAGGUAGUUACAUCGUGUUAGAAGGUGGUUACAUCGUGUUAGAAGGUGGUUACAUCGUGUUAGAAGGUGGUUACAUCGUGUUAGAAGGUGGUUACAUCGUGUUAGAAGGUAGUUACAUCGUGUUAGAAGGUGGUUACAUCGUGUUAGAAGGUGGUUACAUCGUGUUAGAAGGUGGUUACAUCGUGUUAGAAGAUGGUUACAUCGUGUUAGAAGAUGGUUAUAUCGUGUUAGAAGGUAGUUACAUCGUGUUAGAAGGUAGUUACAUCGUGUUAGAAGGUAGUUACAUCGUGUUAGAAGAUGGUUAUAUCGUGUUAGAAGAUGGUUACAUCGUGUUAGAAGGUGGUUACAUCGAGUUAGAAGGUGGUUACAUCGAGUUAGAAGAUGGUGGUUACAUCGAGUUAGAAGAUGGUUACAUCGAGUUAGAAGAUGGUUACAUCGUGUUAGAAGGUGGUUACAUCGUGUUAGAAGGUGUUUACAUCGAGUUAGAAGAUGGUUACAUCGUGUUAGAAGGUGGUUACAUCGUGUUAGAAGGUGGUUACAUCGUGUUAGAAGGUGGUUACAUCGUGUUUGAAGAUGGUUACAUCGUGUUAGAAGGUGGUUACAUCGAGUUAGAAGAUGGUUACAUCGUGUUAGAAGGUGGUUACAUCGUGUUAGAAGGUGGUUACAUUGUGUUAGAAGGUGGUUACAUUGUAUUACAAGGUGGUUACAUCGUGUUAGAAGGUGGUUACAUUGUGUUAGAAGGUAGUUACAUUAUGUUAGAAGGUGGUUACAUUAUGUUACAAGGUGGUUACAUCGUGUUACAAGGUGGUUACAUCGUGUUACAAGGUGGUUACAUUAUGUUACAAGGUGGUUACAUUAUGUUACAAGGUGGUUACAUCGUGUUAAAAGAUGUUACAACUUGA
This is a messenger RNA of Procambarus clarkii (red swamp crayfish), 2511 nucleotides long. The record is from RefSeq and is a predicted model, not a curated record. Lineage: Eukaryota; Metazoa; Arthropoda; Malacostraca; Decapoda; Cambaridae.